Messenger RNA from Asterias rubens (European starfish), 3162 nucleotides. Its product is annotated as synaptotagmin-1-like. Gene Ontology annotation, cellular component: membrane. The record is from RefSeq and is a predicted model, not a curated record. Gene Ontology annotation, molecular function: calcium-dependent phospholipid binding; clathrin binding; phosphatidylserine binding. Gene Ontology annotation, biological process: cellular response to calcium ion; regulation of calcium ion-dependent exocytosis; regulation of dopamine secretion. Lineage: Eukaryota; Metazoa; Echinodermata; Asteroidea; Forcipulatida; Asteriidae. Bases 526 to 1875 code for a protein of 449 amino acids. The transcript is spliced from 10 exons.
UUCACAGUAUCUGAGCGCAACACCAUAUUAUACCGUAGCUGUCGUGAAGGUCUUGCAGGCAGGGGCAAUCCAACACAUUAAAGUGCGAUAAUCCUGAGUAUGGUGUAUUAUGUCACUGAAAAGCAUGUUGGACGCUAAUCAUAAACGGUGAUCAAGAGAUGAAAAUAUUCGUACUACACUUUGUCUGAUAGGGAGAUCUGAGGUGACACAGCAAGACACAGCUGGGGUUUAAAGACACGUAUAGCAUCUUGGAGACUGCCUGAUGGAGCAAUGCAUGUCAAUUUGAACCCCGGGAUUCUACGAGCCUCAAUUUCACGAUAAACCGCAGGCUCUGUUGUCUUCGACCUCGUGUAAGCAACAAACUAUACAGGAGAUAAAUUAGCCGGCUCAUCUCACCAUCGUUCGAUCAACAGGGAAUUGUAGUUCUUGUUUCAGGUACCUUAUUACACGAAGAAGUAACGGAGAAAUUACCGACAGGUGGAAAGUGAUUCUUCAAUAAUAUUUAUUAAAGGAUUCCCCAGCAAGAUGCAUGUAUACGUAGUGGGCGUGGCUGUCGCAGUGGGCGUCAUCCUGUCAAUCAUAAUCACCCUAGCGACGUACCUCGUCUGCCGUCAAUUCGGCCCCAAACCAGACCCUUCGAAGGAGUGCAGUUACAAUGACUUCCUGAACAGAGUACAGAGUGAUGUCCAAGAGCCAGUUUCUUCGGUCUUGAAGAAGGCACCGCCGAGGAGAAUCGUAGCGAAGAAUUGUCGUUUAAAACCAUCAGACUCUACCGUCGGACCUGGUCCUCCGCCAGUCUCACCAGUCGUUCUGAAUAGCAACUACAGUUUUACUAUUCCUAAAGCAACGUCACCGGGUUUCCAAGGAGAUUCCUUUACGUUAGAGAAACCCCAGCCGGCGAUUGGAGCUCUCAGCCCAACCUCUAAGACGCCCUCUAUGAUGGCAAGAUUGGAUCCUACUCAGCUGGAUCCAUCUGCUCAUAUGUACAAGGAAAAUCAUGGUAUACGAAAGUUAUCGAUGGAUUCUGGAGUGACUGGUCCGUGUCUUGGGAUUAUCAACUUUUCCCUCAAGUACAACCCUGAGAUGGGUCUACUGACAGUUCGACUCAUACAAGCCAGGGAUCUUCAACCAAGGGAAUUCAGUGGAACUGCUGAUCCUUAUUGUAAGAUCACAGUGGUACCCCACGCCACCAAGAUGCUCCAGAGUAAAGUUCAUCGUAAGACACUCUGUCCCGAGUUCAAGGAAGAGUUUGUCUUUGAGAUACCCGAGCCCGACAUCCAUCGACAGACGGCCCGUAUUCAACUCUUCGACUUCGAUCAGUUCUCGAGAGAUGAGUGCAUUGGGACCGCGGUCUUGCCACUUACCAAUGUCGACCUUACCGAGAAGGUGGAAGUCUGGAAGGAGAUUAAAGCAGUUUACGUGGCUCAUAGACAACAAAGCGAAGAAGCACCAGAGCUUGGUGACAUCAUGUUCUCCUUAUCCUAUCUACCCAGUGCCGAGAGACUAACUGUGGUCAUCUUAAAGACAAGGAAUCUAAGAGCUGUUAAAUUACUGGAAGACAAGAAAACAUCAGAUCCUUACGUCAAGGUGUCGAUAUUUUGCGCCACCAAGCGGCUGAAAAAGAAGAAGACUUCAACUAAACACAACACAGUCCAUCCAGUAUUCAACGAGGCGCUUGUAUUCGGAGUGAUGAUGGAAUCACUUCGACAUCUCAGCCUAGAGUUUCAGGUUAUCCAUGAGAACAGAAUUGGUCAGAAUGAGAUUCUUGGCAGAGUGGUCUUGGGCCCUGACUCACAAGGGGAGGAGUUAGCACAUUGGAACGAUAUGAUCUGUUCGAGCAAGCCGGUGGCUCGGUGGCACAGACUAAUCACAUAACGCACUGGGUCCUACCAUGGUCCUACAGCGUUUCCGCGUUUCACUGUGAACACUUAACAGUUGUUGUUGUUUACAUGUAUUGUCCCGUGAUUGCCAAAGUAUCACCCAGUGUAAGCCUUUUUAUAAUAAAAUUGAAGUGAGUUUUUCAAAUCGCUGCUAGUCCCAAUAUCUGCCAGCUAGGCAUCCUGUCCCAGGAGAACAGAAAUAUUUUUGCUCAAUGCCAAGGAAACCGGGUACAAACAACGGUGUGAUGAGCUUUAUAUUGGCUGGGGACAGACUUUACUUAAGAUUAAGGCCUAUAAACAGAAACAACAUUGCCCAUGUGCAAGUUGAGAUAUCUUUUGCUAAAAAAGAUUUUAUGCAAAGUGUUUGCCACAUUUUAGGCGGGAGAUUCGUCUUAACAUGGAGACCGUGUGACCUUUACAGGCGGCGGGUAUAUGUUUGUUGGCAUGAUUGUGAACGACAAACAUUGUAAUUUUGUUGUCCUGUUAACAAGAUCAUAAUCAUACCUUUAACUGUAUCUAUCUUAAUGUAUAUUUCAGUUGUAUUUUGAUGUUUUUAUUUAUUAAGGAGCAGUUUUAUUACAUGGUAUUUGUUGGUAUACCAAUGAUGAUACAGUCUUAAAGCUUAAAGUUCACUGUUCUACUGGUUUUUAAGACCACAGUGGGGUUCACAAUGGUGGCUGAGGUGGCUCUCUCUUUAACUUCUUGAAGGAAAACUAUAGGAGUUCUUAAAACUUAGAAGUAUUUUGACUUGAGACACCACAUCGUGUGAACCAACGAACGAACGAACUUCAAGAAAGCUAUGAGAUAAGGAACGAGACAGAUGGCUGAUGACCAUACUUGCGACUAGUCGAACACAGCUAGUCACGACUAGUCGACUGGUCACGACUAUUCCAUGAUGAACUUCUGGAAGUUUGCACUGUGUGUGACGUAGACUGAUGACGUAUUUAUUGCUGCAGGUUCAGCAUGUAACAGGAAACUAAUACGGUUUUUUGGCUGCUCAGUCGCUUAUGACACGACGACUGUUUAAUUCCUAACGGAAAUGACAACAAUUGAAGCUUCGAGAAGUAAUGGAUGACUUUUUGGAAGCUAGGUGGCAGCAGACUUACCUGGUAAAUAUUUCGUUUUCAGUAAUUGUGCGCAUACGCAGAAGUACGUUAACAAUGGAAAAGUUACCUGGUAAGUCUGCUGCCACCUAGCGUUACAAAGUCUCUCAUUGUCAAUGUUCAAUAUUGUGAUGAACAUCGUAAUUAAUUUGUGAACUUAAUAAUAGUUCUAACUCACA